This is a messenger RNA of Aspergillus sclerotioniger CBS 115572, 962 nucleotides long. RefSeq lists its product as uncharacterized. Lineage: Eukaryota; Fungi; Ascomycota; Eurotiomycetes; Eurotiales; Aspergillaceae. The record is from RefSeq and is a predicted model, not a curated record. The transcript has 2 exons. The coding region runs from base 363 to 887 and encodes 174 amino acids.
UGGAGCUUAUCUACCUAUCUAUGUGCCUUCGAGCUGAGCAACGAAACAUAUAAUGGCUCCGUUGAUUCCUUAGUCUAGCAUGCACUGACACCUAGGAGGGGGACAACCGAGGUUUAGUCCCGCGUGAGACGGGUUAGCGCCCCUGGUCGCGUCUUGGUAAACGUCACCGCGGAACCUCACCUCUCGCUCUUCCCGGGACCUUCUACCAGCGAUGACAUUCUCCGAGCGUGUGUUGCUUAGCUAGUAAUACAACAAUCCAUUGGCCUACGAGUCGCUUGUCUUUCACGAGCACAGAGUUUGCAAAACAAUUGAACCUUCCUUGACCAGGGUCAUUCUCUAGAUUCUCUACACUGCGUACUGCCAUGGCUUUCGGACCUAGUAGAAGCUCUAACGGACCUGCAUUCUCAGAACCCACGAAUGGCGCCAGUCUUCUAGCCAAACCAUUCCAUGCAUCUGAGCCUGCGGAGGGGAGCAAGCCUAGCCCUGAUGCAAACUUUGAUGAAGCAAAGCAUACCGACGAGACUACGUCUGCCCAGCAAGACCCCGAUACUGCGAAUGUUGUACCCGAGCAAUCUACUACUAAGCCGAGUUUAGGCAAUAAACGAACGUACGACUCGACUACUUCGCCAGUGGAUACGGAUAAAGCUGGAGCCCAGAAUGCCACAGAGGCUGCACCCAAGAAGCAGAGGACCGAUUCAGGAGAUGCAGGAGCUCAGCAUGGGCCAUCAGCUCCUACACCCGCGAAAAACACCAAAAGAGGCCAAGCUACGAAUGGGGACAAGAAAAAGGGAGAACGCCCCAAAAAAGCGAAGGCCACUAUCAGGAGGGACCUUCUCAUGGAUGGUAUUGGUAGCCGAACGCGAAGCCGCACUAAGGUUGCUUCUUGAGCCCCAACACCUGCUUUCUAUUCAAAGAUGGGGCUCGUUGAAGUGCAGGCUGAGGACAAGGUACUUUGGGUCUUG